This is a messenger RNA of Ogataea angusta, 384 nucleotides long. RefSeq lists its product as uncharacterized. The record is from RefSeq and is a predicted model, not a curated record. Gene Ontology annotation, molecular function: protein heterodimerization activity. The transcript has a single exon. The coding region runs from base 1 to 384 and encodes 127 amino acids. Gene Ontology annotation, biological process: rRNA (guanine-N7)-methylation; peptidyl-glutamine methylation; tRNA methylation. NCBI's taxonomy places the organism in Eukaryota, Fungi, Ascomycota, Pichiomycetes, Pichiales, Pichiaceae.
AUGAAGUUUCUUACGACCAACUUCGUCAAGUGUGCGGUCAAAAGUUGCGAUGCAUCGGACCUCUCGUUCCCUCUGAAGUACGAGGAGUGCGAACUCCAGCUUCAGGAACACGACUUCAAUCCAGAGUUCCUCAUCUCUAUGCUUCCCAGACUGAACUGGGACGCUGUCGUCCAAGUUGCGGCCGAUCUGGGUAACACAUCUCUCCCAUCCACCAAGCCGGAGGGCAUCGAGAACAACGAGCAGCUGCUCAAGGACUUGCAUUCACUACUAUUGGAAACACAAAUAAUAAACGGCAAGAUGACCUGUCGCCACUGCGGACACAUUUACUACAUUAAAGACUCUAUUGCCAACUUCCUGUUGCCUCCACACUUGGCCAACAGCUGA